UUUCUUCUCUCCUUUUCUUCCCUUUUUCAUCACUUCCUUUUCCUUUUCCCCUUUUCUCUCUUCCUCUUCUUAAUCCCCAUGGAUACUCCUCCUUGGCCACAGUUUGCAGGUGGUGGAGUGGUUGUUAAACAAAUGGAAGGAGGUGAGUCGUCGAGUUCUUCAAAGGCUGGUAAUAUUAAUAUUAAUAAUGUUAAUAUUAAUAUUAAUAAUAAUAACAAUAAUGGUAAUUUGUUGGAGAGAAAGGCAAGGCCUCAAAAGGAGCAAGCUUUGAACUGUCCAAGGUGUAAUUCGACCAACACAAAAUUCUGUUACUACAACAAUUACAGCCUGUCUCAGCCGAGGUAUUUUUGUAAGUCUUGUCGGAGGUAUUGGACGGAAGGUGGCUCUUUAAGGAAUGUUCCAGUGGGUGGCGGCUCAAGGAAGAACAAAAGAUCUUCACUUUCAGCACCAGUUGAUAAGAAGAUCAACGGCUCUGAUCAAAACCCUAAAAUGAUCCACCAUGCUCAUCAGGAUCUCAAUCUUGCAAUCUUCCCUCCAAAUAAUAAUAACCCUAUUUCUUCUUCUUCUUCUACUACUUCUUCUUCUCACCUUUUCGGUUCUUUCAUGGCGCCGCCGCCGCCGCCGGCUGCGGCGGCCGGAGUCUUCAAUGGCGCUGGUGGGUUUGGAUUUAAUGAGCUGAAACCAUCAAGCUUAAGUUUUUCCCUGGAUGGGUUUGAGAGUGGCGGUGGGUAUGGGAAUCAUCAUCAUCAUCAAGAUCAUCAAGAUCAUCAAGAUCAGACGGCUGUUAUGUUUCCAAUUCAAGAUUUGAAGCAAAGUAAUGGGAGUGAUGAAUUUGAACAGAAUAGAGGAGGAGGUCGGCAUGGAGGGGAUAAUUCAAGUGGUGGAUUUUGGAAUGGGAUGUUGGGUGGUGGAUCAUGGUAAAAUUUCAUUCUUUUACUGUUGUUUUUUUUUUACUUUAAAUAGAUAUGUCACUAAAAAAAGAUGAAGAAAAAUGGUGUG
Molecule: messenger RNA, 999 nt
Organism: Cucurbita moschata (crookneck pumpkin)
Lineage: Eukaryota; Viridiplantae; Streptophyta; Magnoliopsida; Cucurbitales; Cucurbitaceae
Product: dof zinc finger protein DOF4.6-like
Exons: 2
Coding region: 79-921 (280 amino acids)
Biological process (GO): regulation of DNA-templated transcription
Molecular function (GO): DNA binding; DNA-binding transcription factor activity
Source: RefSeq, a predicted model, not a curated record